GCGUCGCGGCGGUCGGUGAUCGCACAUCACCGGGCGUCGCUCGCGGAGAGAUAGACCAACGGAGAGAGAGAGAGAGAGAGAGAGAGAGAGAGAGGCGCACGCUCGGGAGGGAGGGAGGAGGGAACGCUGCCGCCGCGAAAGCAAGGAAGGAGAAGGAGAGAAAAAGAGCUGCAUAAGCGGAGGCUAGUUGGAGAAGGAGGGCAGGGCAGGCCAGGCCGUCAGGAAGGAGAGUGAGGAGGAGGGACACAGAGGAGAGGCGGCAGCAGCAGCAGCAGCAGCAGCAGCAGCAGCAGCGAGCUAUGGCGGACGAGGAACAUCAUUUUGAGCACAAGGCCGACUCCGGCGCCUCGAAGACGUUCCCCCAGCAGGCGGGAACUAUCAGGAAGAAUGCUUUCAUCGUCAUCAAGAGCCGUCCGUGCAAGGUGGUAGAGGUUUCAACCUCUAAGACAGGUAAGCACGGUCACGCCAAGUGUCAUUUCGUUGGGAUUGACAUCUUCACUGGCAAGAAGCUCGAGGAUAUUGUGCCGUCCUCUCACAACUGCGACGUCCCGGAAGUGACACGUACAGAUUACACUCUCCUCGACAUUACGGACGAGGGUUUUGUCAGCCUCCUCUCUGAUAAGGGCGACACCAUGGACCACAUCCGCCUGCCCAACGACACGGCGCUAGCCAAUCAGCUGAAGGAAGGUUACUCAGCGGGGAAAGAGCUCAUGGUUACGGUCAUGUCAGCGAUGGGAGAGGAGCAGAUAGCGGCCGUCAAGGAUGUGGGGCCUAAAUAACUGACAAGUGCCAAUCCUUUAAGAGAGUGUUCAUCGUAUCGACCAUGUAGAGGGUUUGCUGAAAGCGUGGGGGGGGGGGGCGAGUGAAGGAAAGGGAAAGUGGGCAUGUGCGUAUGUUAGGGGACCGAGUGGUGGAGAGGGAAAGGGGGACGGGGGGGGAGAGAGAGAGAGAGAGAGAGAGAGAGAGAGAGAGAGAGAGAGAGAGAGAGAGAGAGAGAGAGAGAGUGAGAGAGAGAGAGAGAGAGAGAGGUUGUUUGUGUGGUCGAAUUAUGUCGUUUCGGAUGAGUCUAGAGUAUAACCGGGGAGGCGGGGAAGGAAAGGAUGGCGAUGGAGGGAGGGCGGGGGGAAAGAAGAGAGCAAGGGGAGGGGGGCGGGGGGUGGUCAACGACAGUCACGGCGGGGGAACGGUUAGCUCGCGUAGUGUCGAGCGCGAGAGAUUGUAAAUCAGAAAAMGAAGGGCUGGAUGUUGAAAGUUGUAGAGUAUGUUGUUUUGGCAGAGACUGACACAAAAAGUGGAGAGCUGGAGAGGGGGUGGGCGAGAGGAGGGAGAGGGGAAGGGGUGAGGAGGCGGUGAGAAAGACGACGAUGAUGAUGGUGAUGAUGAUGAAGGUGAUGAUAGUCGAGUGGGAAUGCUAACGGUGCGCUGUGCACUUUCUCGUGCUGUUGAGGAGAGGUGUGUGUCUUUGAGUUGUUUUAGGAGAGCUUGUCGGCGGGAGAUGUAGGAGUUGUAGAAAGAUAGAACGGGAGAUAGGGAGGGAAGGGAGGGGUAGAGUAAUUGGACGUAAAAGAAGUCAGGACAGGAGCGAGAGGGGGAAACGAAGGAUGAAAAAGAAGUCGGGAGAGGUGGUUCUUCAGUUGUCUUGAGGUGUCCUGGUUGCGGUUCGUCGCUUUUGUCUGUCGGGGCGGAUGGAGUACUCUUUGCAGGUGGGCGAACGGGCGGGCGUUUCAGGCGGAGGGACGAAUAUUCUCUCGCUCUUUUUCCUUGUUUUUCGCGGAAGUACUUUGUUGGUCAAGGCAGGAUUAGGUGGGGGGGGGGGGGGGAACCUGAAACUGGUGAUACUCUGAUGGUGGACGUGAGACUUCAUGCCGCCGGUGGACGUGAAACUGCAUGCGGGUGGAGUUAGUUUGUUCUUGGGGUGGGAACGAGGAGAUGUCUUAGGCAGCUGGCGUGUUUUCCGCCCGCCCUUCUAUUAGAGAAUUUCAUUUUUCUGAUUUUUCGAGAAACAAUAGUUGUUGUCGCGGAUAAGACUGUUGUCGCUGUCUCUGGGUAUGAUGCUUGCCAUGCAUGACGUACGCAUGUACGUACGUACAUAUGUUUUCGCUUGUCAUGCAUGGCGUCUGUGCGUGCGUACGUACGGAUGUACGUUUUCGCUUGUCAUGCAUAGCACAUGCAUGGCGUCUGUGCGUGCGUACGUAUGGAUGUGUGUGUUUGCUUGUGAUAACUGGCGUAUGGACAUAUUUUGUUCCUCCAUCCCUCGACCCCACCCUCCUUUUGUCGGAUGUGGAAUUUUUAAUCCUAUUUUCUUUCUUUUUGGGUGGUUUUGAACGCUGUCAUCGCUCUCUCUGGGUACGCUUGUCAUGCAUGGCGUGCGUACGUUUGUUUUGUCUUCGUGUAUUCGGGCUCUACGUACGUAGGCAUGAUUUUUUAGUCUCUCCCCAGUUAUUGCUUCUGGUAUAUUUUUUUCCUCUUUCUGUUGGGGGUUUGUGUCGAGUAUUUCUCGUCGUUCCUUUUUUUUUUUCUUUGUCCGUCGUGUCACCUUCCAAUCAUAUGGGAGGUGUUGCUUGUUCUGGCGGGUGGCGAGGAAAGGGAAGAGAAGAAAGUGGAGGGAAAAAAGGCGGUCGGCUGUGGAGGAUGAUGGAAGUGUCGAUUGUUGUUUAUCUUCUUUGCUGUUUUUUUGGGGGUUGUUUUUCCGUCUGCUCGUCCGUCUCCUCUGUCUUUUGCGGUCUUCUCUUUCUUUGUUUGGAUUUAAAAGGCCAUUUUCAGUGGUGAGGUUUUUCAAGGCCAUUUUAAGUCUCUCUCCUGGAUAUUGUGUUUUUUCUUCGUUAUACAAGAGAUAUAGGGGCGACAUCCCCCUAGCGAAGAGGAUUACAAAGCGCUUGUUGUUGCUGUCAGACAUGUUGCAGUGCAGCUGAGCGAACAUCACGGGUGGCAAGUGUGCACGCCACCGUGAUAGAAAUGUAGCAGUAGGACUCCUUCCCGUGCUCUUGCUGUCAGGCACGUCGCAGUGCAGCUGAGCGAACAUUACAGCUGGCGUGCGUGUGCAUGCAUGCACAGCUGGCAUGCGUGUGCGUGCAUACACACGCAUGCAUGCACGGGCAUACGCACGCAUGCAUGCACGUGCAUGCAUGCAUGCAUCCAUGCUUGAGCGAUGACAUGCGUGCACGCAUGAACGAUGGCGAGCGUGCAUGCAUGCAUGAACGAUGGCAAGCAUGCAUGCAUGCACGCGUGGCGGUGUACGGGCAUGCGCACUUGCAUCGCUGGGUAACUGAAGUGCAUGCAUGCAUGGGAAGGUGGUGUACGUGUAUCCGCAUCGCUUAUCCAGUGAAGAAGGGAGGUAAAUGAAGAUGCUCGAUGAGG
Molecule: messenger RNA, 3357 nt
Organism: Chara braunii
Lineage: Eukaryota; Viridiplantae; Streptophyta; Charophyceae; Charales; Characeae
Source: the annotation of a GenBank genome assembly